AAUCAAUGACGAAAGUACAAAAGUAAAUCCUCGAAAUACUCCGACCAAAAAUCCAAAAAUAUGUAUUGUUGGUGCUGGAAUCACUGGUUUAUUCUCGGCCCUUCUCUUAAAAAAGGCUGGCAUCGAAGAUAUUACCAUUCUUGAAUAUCAAAAUCGUGUAGGUGGACGUAUCCAUACUCAUUAUUUUACUGAUAACCCUGAUGAUGAAAAACGGUUAUAUGCCGAAGUUGGUGCAAUGAGAUUACCUUAUGUCGAUGGCCAUCCAGAACUCUCCCCACAUCAGUUAGUUUUUGAUACAAUUGAUUAUAUAAAUGAAUAUAAUAAGAAAGAUAAUCCGGAAAGAGAGAUUAAAACUAUCCCUUUCAUAAUCAGUAAUCCAAAGUGA
This is a messenger RNA of Scutellospora calospora, 385 nucleotides long. The record is from the annotation of a GenBank genome assembly. Lineage: Eukaryota; Fungi; Glomeromycota; Glomeromycetes; Diversisporales; Gigasporaceae.